Messenger RNA from Cydia amplana, 1454 nucleotides. RefSeq names its product chondroadherin-like protein. Gene Ontology annotation, molecular function: protein binding. Gene Ontology annotation, cellular component: extracellular matrix. The record is from RefSeq and is a predicted model, not a curated record. The transcript is spliced from 3 exons. The coding region runs from base 221 to 1447 and encodes 408 amino acids. Lineage: Eukaryota; Metazoa; Arthropoda; Insecta; Lepidoptera; Tortricidae.
ACCUACACGAUCUAAGCACAUCGGAUUCAUAUAUGGAGCACGUUCAAAACAAAGAUUGUCGCGUCGUUAUCUUAUCUCUUUAUAACGCGAUAACGUUGUUUUAUCGUGCAUCAUUGCUCCAUUUCGUACGAAAUCGUCAAUGCGUCAGUAUCGCUUUUGUGAAUUAUCUCAUAAUGAAAACGAUUUGUGCAAAAGAAACUAUUUGGAAGAAAUAUAAAAAAUGGCGUGGAAAUGUGGAGUAGUGUUGGUAUUUUUAUGUGGUUAUGCUUGGGGCCAGUUGUGCCCUAGGCAAUGUGAUUGCGAUGUGUAUAACGGGCUUAAUCGGGCCACUUGUGAGGGGCAGAAUAUAAUCAGCAUGGAGGUGGGAGUGCCCAGCGGAGUGCAGGUCUAUAGUCUGAGCCAUAACCUGAUAAGUGGAUUGGAGAACUAUUGCUUCAAGGAAGCGGGUAUUACUUCCAUAGAAGUGCUAAACCUAUCAUACAAUCAACUAUCUUGGAUCGGCAUCCACGCGUUUGCGGGCCUGGACAAGCUGGUGCACCUGGAUAUGAGCAGCAACCGGCUGAGGGCGGUAGUGAUGGACCUCUUCUUCGAAACUCCAAUGCUGGAAAUGCUGGAUUUGUCGGGAAAUGUUUUUGAGGAGCUCAAAAAUCAACCUUUAAUCGACCACACAAAGUUGAAAGUGUUAAACCUCAACAACUGCCGGAUAAAGUCUCUACCAGACAGAAUAUUCAGCCGUUUACAAAACUUACGUAAAUUGGAUUUGAGCGAAAACUAUCUAAUUUCUUUAAACACGGAAGUCCUGAAACCACUACGAAAACUAGAAAGGUUAGAGUUACAGAACGACUACUGGAACUGCGACUCUAAUUUCAUGGCAGUAGAAGCUUGGAUAACUUCACAUCGCAUCAGCUAUACGAAGAAGUGCGUCAGAAGAUCCCCCAAAAUGUUUGAGAAAAUUAUAUCGGCAGCGCCCGUCGCUCGAGCAGAUGUCGACGUUAAAGACGUUUGGAACAUCACUUCCGAGAAAAAUGAAACCCUACCUAUUCUAAAACCUACAAAACAACUGACUUGGUACGAGAAAAUUGACAGAGAGUUUUCGUCGUCGCAAGCGUUUAUUAUAGGACUGGAAUUGGGGUUGGCGAUCGGUAUAGUGGUCACGUAUAUUUGGUUGCGCUCGCUGUGCGGGUGUCGACGAGUGAAUUGCACGCGACCUCAAACCAGGAGGCAGAGGCGACGAGCGCAGAGGGUGGACAGUGAUAUGAGGACGAAUUUACUGUGGAGUAGCGGGAUUAAUCCGGAUUUGGAGACUCCUCCGUCGUACAGGAGACAGUUGUCGCUGCCGUACGGCGUGCCGGGGCUCCGGGAGCCCGUGUUACACGCGGACGCCAUCCGCGUGCCGCGCGGCGAGACUCCGCCGCCGCCGUAUCAUGAGUGUAGAAUCAACAUAUAAGUGCACU